Messenger RNA from Didymella exigua CBS 183.55, 2824 nucleotides. RefSeq names its product exocyst complex component protein. Lineage: Eukaryota; Fungi; Ascomycota; Dothideomycetes; Pleosporales; Didymellaceae. The coding region runs from base 208 to 2742 and encodes 844 amino acids. Gene Ontology annotation, biological process: exocytosis; Golgi to plasma membrane transport. Gene Ontology annotation, cellular component: exocyst; cytoplasm. The transcript is spliced from 3 exons. The record is from RefSeq and is a predicted model, not a curated record.
UGUAUGCAGACGACGGGUGGGAAUAGUGAAUCGUAUGUUGUAGGAUUUCACUCGAACGCUUAUGAGACUCCAUGAUUCUCAACUGCCCUGAGGCACCAGCUUGAGGAAGGCACCACCUGGCCAGACAGCCGCGGAGGCUUGCGCGUGGUUCGCAAUUGCCUGACAACCCAUUGCUCACGCCACCGAGCAAUCUCUCGAGUGGUCAGCAUGUCGAAUCUCAAUCCGGAGACAGCGUCGAUCCUCACGCAACAGACAUCGAGGACAGCAUCUGGUGGACGCGCACCACAGUUCACGUUGGAGACCUUUUCGAGCAAAGAUUUCAUAGUCAAGGACUUUAUCGAAGAACUCUCUGACAGUGCCGUACCAGCCUCUCGAAAGUCAGCGCCCGCCUCGAGUCAGCAAGCAUUCGAUCCAAAGCCCCUAAUUCGUACCUUCGAACACGCUUUAAACCGCCUGAACAGCCAGUCAGAAGACCUCGAAGAGAGAGAAAAUGAGCUCUCAGGCGCAGUCAGGCGUGCUGAGGCGCAACACAACCAGAACGUCGAGUCGUUAGGGAGAAGGCUCGAGCAGGCCAUCGAUCGCUUCCAAAGGCUGGACAGUUCGCUCAACGGCGGCGACGACGGAGGGCCAGAUUCUGGAGGCAACAUUGCUAUGCGCAUCGGAGAGAGGCUGGAAGAGCUGGAUCGACAACGCAAGAGAGCAAUGGACGCCAAAUUCUUGAUCGAAUGUUGGCAAGAGGUCAGUGAGCGAGGCGAACUGAACAUCUUGGAGGAUCAUCGCAGGAGCGGUGGCAUUGUGCGUUGCGCAGAGAUCGCACGCCAGCUUCUGAGAAUCAGCGCGCGUCUCGAUCCUGAAAACAACCCACGUACCAACGGCGCAGAGCUGAAUGGUAAUAAGAGAAAGACUUUGGCUCAGCAAAAACACAACACAAGGGAGGUUAUCGAGAAGUUUCUGGAGAACUUGGAGCAAGACCUGCUCAGUAAGUUCGACGAAUGCUACAGGAGGCCAAAUUACGAUGGCAUGCGCGACUGCGCAGUUGCAUUGAGGGGCUUCAGUGAUGGCUCCAGCGUCAUUGCAACUUACAUCAGUCAACAUUCAUUCUUCAUCGACCGCCACCAGCUUGUUUCAGAGGAGCUUGCGUUAAAUGAUGAAGCUUGGGACGCUCUGCAAGAUCCUGAUAUGGAGCCACCAUCUGUCGAACCAACCUUGCAGUCCUUGAUCGAUGAGGUCAGGAUUGUCGUGCAAGAAGAAUCUGCGAUCAUCAAGCGCGCGUUUCCCUACUACGAAGAGGUGCUCAUCAGGUUUGUUGAGCGCAUCUUCCAACAGUCGAUACAGCAACGUCUCGAGAUGGUGCUAGACAAGGCGAACGACCUCUCGAGUCUCGCAUUCUUGCGCGCUCUAGCAGCAUCGCGAGCCUACAUCACACAACUCGUCGAAGAUUUGAAGGCACACGGGCUGACAGAGCAUCCUGAACCUGUCACGUCGCAGGUCGCGGCCACUUUGGACCAACAACUUGAGGAACUAUUUUCCCGAUAUUUCAUUGGAUCGUCCUACAUUGAGCGAGAGAAGAAGAAUCUGGAAGAACUCUAUUCGUCCCUUCUCCUCAAAUUCACUAUCUACCACUCUCGCCGAAGAAAGAUGCCCACAUCGUAUUUUGGCUCAUUGGCGCAGCGAGGUAAGGAGCUUGCAUCAUCUGCACGAGACGCCUAUAUGGACCGUCUGGAAAGCACCGACUUGCCUGCUAGUCAGAAAGCGACUCUGCUUCGAAUUGCUGGCGUAAAGGAUGACCAACAGGCAAAACAAGAUAUUGAGGUCACAGAUGAGGACGGAAAGCUGUCUUUGGUCACUGCGAAGCGUAUGCUGAAAUGGCUGGCUGAAGGCGUUGGGCGUGGAUUGGAGUUGUCACCCGGCAAUGAAACGCCCAAGGACGUUCAGAAUCUGCUGAACUUACUAUUGCAACAGAUGGGUGACAUUUACCUGGAGACUGCUCUCGAUUCUGCCUCCGAUCACGCUGCUUCACAAGAGAAUUCGAAAACCCCACCUGAUCUCACCCAUCUUUCCUCACUUCACGCUAUAACCACAAUCCUACACCUCCUUCAGCAAACCAUCACCACGAUUCUGCUUCCACUAUGUACGCCGAAUCUGACUAUCCGACGAGAAAUCGAAAAGUCGACCAAUGGUACAAUGACAACGCUGGAGGCAAAGUUAUCCAAUAUCCUAAAUCUCACAUUGACAGCAUCCCUCAACUGGGUGAGCCGAUGUUUGGCUCAGCAGAAGAAGACAGACUUUCGGCCGAGAGACGAUGCAGACCUCAUGGUUACAAGCGAAACUGCAGCUUGUCGCGAAGUGGCAGCGUUCCUCGCUCGUGUCGCCCAACAAGCCAGUGGUGCGCUCUCGGGCCGCAACUUGUCGCUAUUUCUGGCAGAGCUUGCUCGAGGCCUGCGUGCGCUGGUCUUGUCGAACUUGCUUAAGUUCACUGUCUCUCAGGUCGGUGGUCUUAGUGUGUCUAAGGAUAUGAAUCGCUACGCAGAGCUUGUGCGCAGUUGGCCUACUGGCGAUGAGCUCGAGCCAGGAGCGAUGGAUGUGCUCAGUGAUGUGAGUACAUUGUUCAUCAUUGGCCCGGAGGCACUUCGAGACAGAUUGAGGGGCGCUGGCCAGGAUGCGCAAGAGUUGAAGCUUUUCAUUGCAAGACGAGAGGACGUGAGCAGCGUUGGUGUGCAGAGCGUGCUCAACGGUUUGUGAGUUUUCCCGGCAUACGCAACGACGCAUUUAUCGUGCUCUACCCAAGCGUACUGCAUAAUUUCAAUCUUUUGGGGCGCUUCCG